AUGGUUAUUGUGGAUAAAAUAUUAUUUGUAUCAAUAUUAUCUUUUUUUGGAUAUGUUGUUGUAAAUCUACCAUCGGGCUUUGCUGCACCUUUAGAAUGUAAUAACGAUUACACAAAAGAGGAAUUGGACGAUUACUGCAAAAAUCAUGGAGGAGAAAAACCAGACAUAUGUAAAGAGUAUUGUCAGAAAGCACGUACGAUUGAUACCUCAUACUUACCACCUCCAUUGGACAAGUUGAAUCAAACUUUGAUUGGUCAAUUACGAGUUUUAUGUGAUGGUUUUUGUUACGAAAACAGUACAUGCUUUUGUACCAUAGGUAGUGGUGAAUUAGAUAAAAAACUAUUGAGUAUUAAGAUUGGACAGACCAGUCCAGAAUAUACAUUUGUUACUACACCGGUUGUUAUAGGUGGUAAAAAUAUCACUUUAGCUGCACUUAUUUGUGAAGACCCUAAAUAA
Adineta steineri is the source of this 456-nucleotide messenger RNA. The record is from the annotation of a GenBank genome assembly. Lineage: Eukaryota; Metazoa; Rotifera; Eurotatoria; Adinetida; Adinetidae.